UUAGUUUUUCUUGUUUUUUGAAGCUGUCAGAAGUUCUCCAGCGCCAAAACAAAAUCAUAAUAGAUCAUAGUUUCUGUUGAGAUAAAACAGAUGAAACGAUCUUUAGAUUGAUAUUUAGUCAAUAUCCCUCUGUCUGCUGAAUUUUAAAUAUAAAAAUGACAUUGAUAGAAAGCAAUCAUACAAGACUGCAAUAAAAUUCUACUACAGCUAUUGAACAGAUACCUCAACGAUGGACAAUUGUAAACAUGUAACUAAGAUAAGACCCAACUGGAACCAUUCAUGCUUGAAUCCUCAGAAAUGGUUGUGUUAUAUCUGUGGUACAACUGAGAGUGUUUGGGCAUGUUUGAGCUGUCCAAAUGUGGCUUGUGGAAGAUUUAAUGAAGAACAUGCUCUUAAACAUUAUCAAGAAAGUAAACAUCCUUUGAGUAUUGAAGUUAACAACAGAUAUGUAUACUGUUAUGAAUGUGAUGACUAUGUCAUGAAUGAUAAUGCUGCUGGUGAUCUGAAGAUUCUACGGAGUGCUUUGAGUGCCAUAGCUACACAAACAUUUACAGAUAUAGAAUCUCGAGGGAGAAGACUUCUAAGGUCUUACUCUGUUACAGCUGUAGCAUCAACGACAACAGCUGAAGAUGAUGACAGACUGGCCACAUCAGUAUGGCAUUAUAGGCAUACAUUACUAACAAAGACAUUACGUGCCUGGACAAGAUUUGUUAAAGAAACCAAAGAAGAGAAGACACCUCGUAAAACUCCAGUAAAAGAAGAAGAGUCCCCUUCAUUUUUACGACGGAGAACUUUAAUUCCUGGAAUGACAGGUCUAAGGAAUUUAGGAAAUACCUGCUACAUGAAUUCCAUUUUACAAAUACUAAGCCAUAUAGAAGUGCUGAGAGAUUUUUUCCGUUUUUCUGUGAAGCAGUUAUCAAGCAGAGUUGCCAGCCCUGAAAAUAGUCCUACAGGAGCUGCCUUUUCUGUGUCGCCAAGACCAUCAAUAAGAAUGCUUAGCAGACAGACUACAACUGAAUGUUUUCAAUAUUUGAACACCAAAACCCCAUCAACUCCACCAACGCCAAAGUUACCUAAAUUAGGUGGAUUGAAUGGUGGGUCGAGUGGAUCAAGUCAUUCCACACCAGUAAAUAAACAGCUUAUAUUAAAUGUGGAAGAUUGUUCAACAGAGAAAAUAUCUAUGUGCCAAGAAUUGAAUGGACUGUUUAGGGUAUUAUGGUCUGGCAGAUGGGCCCAAGUUAGUCCCCAUGCUUUUUUACAUUCUGUAUGGCAUGCUAUACCAGCCUUCAAAGGCCAUGCUCAACAUGAUGCUCAGGAAUUCUUAUGUGAGUUGUUAGACAAACUUGAGAAAGAACUAGACGAAACAGAAGGUCAAAAACAUUCAAACAUUUUAACAAGAACAUUUCAGGGAAAACUGGUAAGCCAGGUAAAAUGUUUGAAAUGUAAGAACCUAUCAUCAAGAGAAGAUCCAUUCCUAGAUCUAUCAUUAGAAUUUCCACAGAGAUACCAAAUUACCAGUAAAAACUCCAAGUUAGCAGAGGAUCCAUGUCAUUUAACAGAAAUGCUUGCUCAAUUUACAGAUACAGAAGAACUAGAUGGAGAGAUAUACCACUGUGAGAAAUGCAAUGCCAAAAGAAAGAAAGAUAUCCUUUAUACAAAGGCUGAGAAGAGACUGCUAAUCAAGAAACUACCUCCUGUCCUGAGACUUCACCUUAAAAGAUUUAGAUGGUCUGGUCGAUUACAUCGUGAGAAGAUUCACACACCUGCUAUGUUUGAUGAAGUGUUAGACAUGGGACCAUUCUGUGACUGUACAUCAGACACUAAUACAGGGAAUGUUAAUUACAGACUGACAGGGGUCGUGAUACAUCAUGGAACAGGAUUCAAAUCAGGACAUUACACAGCAAAUUGUUGGAAUUCUGAAGCUGAUUCAUGGAUCAACUUCAACGACUCUAGAGUGAGAUACAUUCCAAUAGAAGAAGUUUUAUUAAGCCAGGCAUAUAUAUUGAUUUAUCAACGUCAGGAUGAAGAACUGGCUUCACCGAUAGAACCUGAUGAUGAAGAGGUCUCAACAUCAAUAGAUUCUCAGGGACUUUCUUUAACUUUAAAAAAGGAGAUUUCACAAAAAAUUGAUGAGGAUAUUACAUUCAAUUUUAAGACACCACCUUUAGAUACUUCUAGGAGGUUGAAAAGGAAAAGAAAAUCUACCUCCGAUACUCCAUUUAGGAUUAUCAAAAGGAGACGCUCAACAUUGUGGUGACAAAGGCACAGCUCAAAUAACAUCAGGGAUUAAACAGAUUAAUAGUU
Mytilus trossulus (common blue mussel) is the source of this 2304-nucleotide messenger RNA. RefSeq names its product ubiquitin carboxyl-terminal hydrolase 44-like. NCBI's taxonomy places the organism in Eukaryota, Metazoa, Mollusca, Bivalvia, Mytilida, Mytilidae. The transcript has 18 exons. Gene Ontology annotation, molecular function: zinc ion binding; cysteine-type deubiquitinase activity. Gene Ontology annotation, cellular component: cytoplasm. The record is from RefSeq and is a predicted model, not a curated record. The coding region runs from base 230 to 2257 and encodes 675 amino acids. Gene Ontology annotation, biological process: protein deubiquitination.